Messenger RNA from Macrobrachium nipponense, 5996 nucleotides. RefSeq lists its product as uncharacterized. The coding region runs from base 623 to 4465 and encodes 1280 amino acids. Gene Ontology annotation, molecular function: guanyl-nucleotide exchange factor activity. Lineage: Eukaryota; Metazoa; Arthropoda; Malacostraca; Decapoda; Palaemonidae. The transcript is spliced from 5 exons. The record is from RefSeq and is a predicted model, not a curated record.
UAAGAUACCACGUUAGCCUUGGUGUGCUGUAAACUUCAUUCGAGAAACAGUUGAUUUCCGUGUGGGCCACACCACUCUUCUGGAGGAUCUCUAAGCGUAUUCACGUUGCACGGCCUGUUUUUCCUUUCCUUCCGAUCCCGCACGCAUUGAGGCGUUCCUUUUUGUGCUCACAAGUAUUGGUGGUCCUGUUGAGAGGGCAAUUUGUUCUGAAAAAGUGUGAGUGGAAUAUUGCGAACAGCCAGUCAUUGUUAUCAGUCUGUUGUGAUUCAUUCAGUUGGUGUCCUCACCAUGGAGGGUUCGUGAUAAAGAAAAAGAAGAAAAACUAUCGAGGUGUCCGUUGCAUUUAUCUGCAUCCGUUUAGUUCACUACUUUUGCAAGCUGGCUUAACGAAGUGAAUAUGCAAAUGAAAACAAAAUUUCAAUAAUCAAUAAAGACAAGAAGCCUUCCAUUAAACUGAGAGGAUAAAGAUGAAGAAGCACUUGUGUCCUUAUGCUGGUGAGGAAGCUCUAUCUACGUUUCAGCUUUCAUACGUCAUUUCCGUUGAAAAGAGCACAAAGCCGAAGAAAUUAUCAAAAUAGUGAACUUCCGUUCAGAUUGUCAUAUCAGAGGGAAGCAGCUUUAGAUGUGUAUUCCGUCUGGCUGGGUUUUGUUUUGUGAUUUUCAGCACCAUUGGAAUUUAACUGAAAAAACAUUCAUUUCUUCUAGUAGCGUUGGGCGCCGAUGGGAAACUAUUGCCAGGAGAGCCAUCUUAAUCAUGUAUAUCAGAAACAGUGAUGAAGAGCCAUUAAUCAAGCCACCACAACAGCAAACUUUUGUCCGCAGAGAUCCCCUAAGAAUAUCUACGCGUCGUCCACCUCGUUUGCCUGUAACUGGACUGCAGCACAACUCCAAAAGUACAGUCAUAAGUAAAGGAAACGCCAGUCCUAAGGGAAACCUAGAAGAUCCCCUUAUAAGAACAAACGAAACAUUACGUGACCUUUAUCACCAGCAACUGACGCGUGAUCGUGUAAAUUGUCUACCACCAUUACCUCCUCAAAGAAACCAUGACGAACAUUUUCUUAGACCAAAUGGUGAUAAUCUGCGAAGAGCGAAAACCUCACAGAACAGAGGUGAACAUAAUCAAAGAGCUCCUUCACCUCAGCAAAAUAAUCACAGCAAUGUUCCACAUCAGGAUUCUUGGAAGUACUGUUGGUCAUCUAAUAUUGGGAGACACAGAUCGAAUCCUUCGCCACCCGCUUCUGUUGUUUUAGACAGUGAAUUUAUGGGACAACCUCUCAAAGAUAAUGGUGGGCCAAGCGAGCAAGGUAACCUAGACUUUCAAAGGCUCUGUGACAGUCCACAACCAAAAGAUCCUUGGAAUCAAAGGAUUUUCUCUACCAUACUUAGGCCUUCUUCACCUUCAAUCUUGCAUAAGAAACCUCUGCAGUCUACCAGUGAUACAGCAAAGCAUGACAAACCUGCUGUUCAUGUUGGAAAUGAAAGUAAGAAAGGAUUUCAUUCACUUUUCAAACGUUCUCCUUCACAAUCUAUCUUUUAUUGCAAUGCAUCAUUAACAGAUGACAAAAAAACCAUUCAUGGUUCUUUUAAUGGACAGCAGACUAGUGAAGGUGUUUCAGAUAUUAAUGAAUGCUCAGCCACUCGUUCUCUUUCACCAAAUGCCUCACCAUUAAUUCGUCGGAAAACACAGAUUCCUACAGACACCUUGCAAGAUGCUGGCUUUAAAAGAUAUGGUAGUUUUCCUUUGCAAAAGAAGGCUAGUCAUUUAUACCCUUACACAAGAAGUAUAUCCCAUGAGAAAGAACCCGAUACAGACCAAAGAAAACGCUUGUCAUUCGUAUCCUUCCGGAGACCAUCUACACUUGUAGCAAAAGACACUGUUUUGGACUCAACAGUAUCAAAUGAGAUUUGUUCUGGAAACGGAAACAACACAGUUCAGAACAAAGGAACAAACUGCUUCGCUCUUCUUCCUUCCUCGAGACCCAUUCACUUGGUAAAAGAUAAGGGCCACGAUCCUGAAACUGUAAGUCUCCCAAUUCAACGAGACCCUAAGCAUGACAGAAAGAAUCUAAGAAGAACUACAGAAGUUAUAAACAUUGCAACUCCAGCACCAUUCGCAGCUGAUAAUGAAGAGAAGUUCAGCAUUCGGUCGAGAAUACCACGUGCACAGCGUACUCACAGCUUGCCUGACACAAGACAAAAUGUCAAUUCUAACCCACCUUUCAGUGACUCUGAAUACCUUCAGGAACUGCAGAGCUCUAAGGAUGCACGAUCUCAUUCUCUGAAUAACCAGUUUCACAAGACAAGCACGUUAGUAGGAGACUUGAAGGAAACACAUGAAAGUUCCAGAACAGACGAUGAUCAAGCCUUACCUUUACUUCAAGUGUCGUCUGUUAAAGAGCAGUCAUAUCCCAGAGCACAGUCCACCUUCGUACCCAUCAUCCCUGACCACCCUGAAGGAUUCCAAGGAAGAGAUUACUUGAAUUACCCCCCUGACGAUUAUGAGGCAACGCACAGGGACCUGUCAAGAUGUAGCUCUUCCUGCUCAUCUGUAAGCAGUGGCCCUGACAUAUACGAGUGUUUUGAUAACAGCAUAUGUGGGCUGGAUGAGCAACCUGUGGAAAGUAAAACCAAUGAAGAUCAUGUAUUGUACCUAUUCUCUAAUGAAGAAGAGUAUAUCAUAGCUUUAGGAAACAUGAUGAGCAUAUAUGAAACGAUGUGUAAUGAGACUCCCCCUCACAUUAGGCAGCAUUUUGAUCUUCUGUUUAAAAAGAUAGGCCUACUUUACCAAUUCCACAUUGUGUUUUAUUCCAGUAUAAAAGAUGCUGGGAAAGAUCUGUUAGCCAUAGCAGAAGCGUUUGAAGAUGAACAGUUUCAGUGCUAUAAACAAUAUAUGGUAAUGACCCCCACAGUACAAAAAGAAUUCCACAAAUAUUCUACUUACCUAAAUGAACAUUUCCCUAGCCUAAAGACAGAUUUCCUAAAACCGUCUGUCCGUAUCAACUUCUAUGCAAUGUUGCUAGAAGGCUUAAAGAAGACUGCAAGUGAAUAUGAAAAAACUAAGCUACAGUCUUCUAUUGACUAUCUUUUCAACUUGAAGAGACAAGCAAACACUGAGAUGACAAUUAAAUCUGUUGUCUGUAGCCCUAUGGAUCUAAGGCUAUGCGGGGAUUUACUGAUGAUUGGAGACAUUUUCUGCUAUGGAGGGGGUCCUCUUCAGAAGAGAAAAUACCACAUGAUACUCUUUGAGAAUUUACUGAUGAUUGCUUCUUCAAAGCUUUCUUUUUUUAAAUAUAAAAUUCAUUACAGAGUAGAACAACUAGAGGAAGUGAAACCAGUGGAGGACAAUAACAGUGAAUUCAUCCUGAAAGUUCUGACAGAAGGGCAGGUUACUUUUGUGAACUUCAAAUUUAAAGUACGGUUAGUUCCCCAGAGAGACCAGUGGGUUAAACAUUUUCAGAAAAUCAUAUCCCAAACAAGAAUUCAAUACCCAGGUGAAAGGAUAAAGAAUAAUAUGUCUUCAAGUAAUAAGUCUCAGAUGCUACCUCUAAGCCUUUACAAAGCCUACCCUCAGCUCCUGCAUUUGAUGACAACUGAUGGCGACCCUGUCACUCAAAUCAGGCAAUUCUCUCCUGAAUAUAUUUGCAACCACUUGAUAACGCAGGAGAAAAACUACAUCCGACAGAUCGAAUCACUCCUAAAUCCCGACAGUAUAGGGCCUCCAGAAAGUCUGUGCAUGCUCUUGGGAAAACUGUACAAUCUACAUCAUAAGGAGAUCCUGCCAGAACUGGAGAGUGCGCAACGAAAAGGUUUCAGAGAAAUAUUGGCUUACCUGCAUGAACACAUGAAUUUGUUCCAGAUAUAUUCCGAUUACUUUGUUGUUCGAUGCCAGCUACAUCAUGAACUGGAAAGUUCUACUGAGGCUAACCUUUACAUAACGCCAGUGAAGCACUUUGCAUGUUUUAUGACCUGGUUGAGGGUGGCAAGUCAGGAUGCUGUUUACAAGCACUACACUUCAGAAAUAUUACAAAGAUUGAAGGACAUUGUCCUAGAUGCCCAGGUGAGACUCCUGUCAGAGUCUAUUAUCAACGGGAGAAUAGACUUCUACAGAAGUGGAAACCUUUUAAGGAGUGAUCCCAUGGAGGUUAAAACUCGAAGGAGAGUGGUCCAUGAAGGCAUAUACCAAGUGCUUUUGUUCGAGAAAAUUAUCAUUUUGACGAAAAAGAAGCCCCCAUAUUAUGAAUAUGUCUGGGACAUUUGGCUGAAUCAAGUUAAUUUAGGUCCUCCUUCGAGUUCAGAAAAUGGGUUCAAGUUGGAAGUUCGACAAGGAAGAGGAAGGGAGGCACUGACCUUCGAAUUCAGAGCGUCAACCAUUACCAUCCAGCAAAUCUGGCUUCAGAGCCUCCAGCAAGAACUCAUGAACCAAGCAGAAAACAUAAGAAAGCGAACCUCUGUUUACAACUUCUAAAAAUAUUCUUGAUAAAUACUUAAAGAAAGCUAUUCAGGUCAUUAGAGGAUAAGUUUUCCACUUUGCUGAUAUUGCUUGAAGGUACAUAGGCAUGCAUCUUUUUCCUUCCUAAUCUGCAAGUUCACGAGAUUUCCAAGAUCCCUAAAUAGAGUUGUGAAACUUAAAAGUUGACCUUCAUUCACAGAACACAAACAACCUUAUUUUUUCUCUUAAUACAAAUUGCAUAAUUUUCUCCAUCACAAGGAGAGUAUUGGUGAAGAGUAAUUCAUUUUCAUGUUUUGGUAUAUGGACAAAUAUUUGUGUAAUCAGAGGUGUAUGAUUAUCGCUACUUUACUGUUAUUCACAGUUCACUGGUCUAUGCCUUUUAUGAGGAUUUUUCAUGAUUAUCUUUCUGAUAAAUUUUUCCGAUGUUGAUAAUUAGUGUAAUGAUUCCUGGUUCUCUCCUGUUCUUUAUGCUCAAAACAGAUUUUACAGGUAGCAGCUCUGCCAGCAGUCUUCCAUCUUUCAUCUCAUAUCUCAAAAACAGACCAAGUCUCAAUGGUCAUAUUCUCCAUGCAUGGUACUACAUCUACCAUGUGCAGCUUAUGUGACCAAUGGUACUGUUUAAUUUUUCCUUCUUGUUUAACUUUCCCAAGUUAAAUUGUAUAGUUGUUACUGCUCACUGAAAAAAUAACAGUGGCGGAUAAAUAUUUCGAUUCACGUAAUGGAAUAUGUUUGUAAGUAAAAUAACGCAAUCCUUUCAGUAUGUGAUAUAGGGAGGAUUGCUGAGUGGAAGAGUUUUGUGAGAGUACUUUUGGCCUGGGCACAAUCCUAGGCACUAGUACAUGUGUAACAUGAACGAGUACACACACAUACAUAUGUACAUACAUAUAUAAUGCUAAAAAGAUAAAUGGCUGGAGGUGUACUGAUCAUUAACUAGAUGAAGUAGGAACAAAUUAGAGAAGAAAAAGGUGAUACCUACUUAUAGCAGCUGUAAGUAUGAUUAAGAAGUUAGUUUAAUAAGUAUGAAAAUAACUUAAAUAAGAGAAAACGCAUGAAACAUGGGUAUUUGGAGAAAAAUGGAUUAAAAUCAGUGAUGUAAUGAUGAAAAAGGAAGUUUAGUGAGGGAAAAAUGGAAAUGAUAAUUAUGAGGUGCACUUACCCAGCAGAAGGGAAUAAGGAGUUUGGAUGAAAUAGUCAAGGGAAGUAAAAGGGAAAUAGUCUUGCCGAAAUGCACACACACACUGUUACGUGUGUGUGUGUGUGCGCGCGCGUGUCCGUGUGUGUAUAUAGUAUACAUACACAAGAAGGUACUAAAGCAGAAAGCUUGGUACAUAGUUUUCCUUUAUUCAGCACGGCCAUGAUAUAGAAUCACGGUCUACGUUUUGAGAUCCUUGUCUCAUCCUCAAGACUAAAAAUACAAUGUAAAAUAUACGGAUGCAGCAAGAAAUGUAGUAAGAAUGUACAAAUAAAUAAUAAUAAAGGAAAACAUGAAUACAUAAGUUGAACCUAACAUAAAAUUGUUAAAAAAGAGAAAGAAGUGUAUAUAUAC